Molecule: messenger RNA, 2843 nt
Organism: Topomyia yanbarensis
Lineage: Eukaryota; Metazoa; Arthropoda; Insecta; Diptera; Culicidae
Exons: 2
Coding region: 56-1681 (541 amino acids)
Biological process (GO): fatty-acyl-CoA biosynthetic process; long-chain fatty acid metabolic process
Molecular function (GO): long-chain fatty acid-CoA ligase activity
Source: RefSeq, a predicted model, not a curated record
GUAACACAGUGGUCUAGCCAGCGACAACGAUAUCCGUCUCCUCUACAGAGUGGACAUGUUCCCACGUGACGUGUACACGUUUUACGAUGCAGAGAACAAAACAUGGAGUGGCCGCAACUUGCCGCCACUGUACAACCCCAAUCAGGGAAUUGGAGAAUUAAUUUGGAGAGUGAUGGAUCGUGCACCGUGGAAGAUAGCACAAAUCAGUGCGGAUAGUGGAGUUCGCGUAACGUACCGUGAGAUGCGUCUACGAAGUGUGCGUGUAGCGCAAAAUCUUGCCGCGAUGGGAUAUGAGAUGGGAGAUGUGGUGGCGAUUAUUGCAAGAAACAACGAAAAGUUGGCGCCUGUUGUAUUUGGAUGUUUUAUGCAAGGAUUGCCGAUCAAUUCGCUGGAUCCAAAUUUUCAUAGGGACGAUUUUGCACACAUGUUUGCCACCGCCAAACCGAAGGUCGUCUUUUGUGAAGGAGAUUUGGUUGAUGAAGUGAGGGCAGCUUGUGAACUGGCAAGUAUUGAACCAAGCCUGACUGUUUUUGGACCUCGAGUCAACGGUUAUACUCGUGUUGACGAUUUGCUAGUAGAAACCGGCCUCGAGAAACAUUACCAACCGUUGCGAAUAGAGGAUCCGGCAACACAACUGGCGAUAAUCCUGUGUUCGUCGGGCACAACGGGGAAAUCAAAGGGAGUGUGCUUGUCUCACGCGCUUUGUGUUGCCAACAUGACGAAUGUUUGGUCUUGUUUUGAAUCGGAUCGAGUGCUUUGCCUAAGUUCGCUGUACUGGAUAUCCGGAAUUGGUACUUUAUUGACGGCUACUGCUGCGGGCUCAACUAGGAUUAUUACUACGGAGCGCUAUACUGCCGGUAUGAUGAUCGGUUUAACGGAGCAGUAUCGUGUUAAUGUAAUAUUUUUUCCUCCGUCUCAUGCUUUGGGUAUUCUGAACGAGUCCACUAUUGGAAUGGCUGACUUCUCCAGCUUACGGCUGGUCAUUUGUGGAGGUGGACCAGUGUCUGCGGGUCUGAAACGUUCGUUCGAAAUGUAUCUUUCGAACGGUCAGUUUGUGGUGGUUUAUGGUAUGUCUGAAUUGGGUGGGGUCGGUUCCAUCAGUGAGGUGGCAUACAAAGACGGCUCCGUUGGAGUUUUGUCAAACGAGGUCAAAGCGAAAGUUGUGGAUGAUGAUGGGAAUCUGGUUGAUUUUGGAGAACAAGGCGAGUUGCUGGUUAAAAAGCCGUAUGUCUUUAUGGAAUACCUCGGGAACCCUGAGUCCACGGAGGAAAUGUUGGACGCAGAAGACUGGGUGCACACGGGAGAUAUUGCAAGCAUCGACGAAGACGGUUUGUUGUUCAUAGUUGACCGUAAGAAAGACAUCAUAAAAUACGCCGGGUAUCAGAUAUCACCAACGGAGAUUGAGAAUGUCAUUCUGCAAGUUCCAGGGGUUGUCUUCGUUUGCGUCGUCGGAAUACCUGUACCAGGGAAUGAUCUACCGGCUGCGCUGGUUGUCAAGUCUACGGGAUCGGAAGUGAGCGAGAACGAUAUCGUAGAUGCUGUUUCUAGCACAUUGCAUGAUUUGAAACAUCUAAGGGGCGGUGUUUAUUUUGUGGAUGAGCUCCCGAUGACGCCAUCGGGGAAAGUUUUGCGGCGCAAAUGUCGAGAUAUUGCCGUUGGUUUUUAUAAUGAUGCACAGUAACUUAGAGCUUUCUCAGAAAUCUAGUUCACAUUGGAAAAAAAAGAUGGAAAGAGGACUGCGGAGACUCCAUUUUGGAUCAUUUGGAUACGUUUCAGCUGUUAAAAUGAAUCCAAUAAUAUAAAUGGCUAUUCUGAUAGCAUUGGAAUCCAAUUAGGAUAAGUUUCCACUGAGAAGCCCAAAAAUUCAAAUUCUGUCAACUCAGGUCCAAUCAUGGAUGCAUGCGACGUUGCCUAACGUUGGUCCAUUAGAAGCAUUGGACGAUUUUGAAACAUCGAUGUUGGGCAACGUCCCUGGCGUCCAUCGUUCGAUUUCGUUGGAGGCUCUCAUACAAUGCUGUUUUUUCUACGACGUUCUUUUGUUUGUUUUUCUAGCUAACAUAGUUAUUCUUAGCUUAGUGUGUAGCAAGAAAGUAGACCAUUUCUGUCAAUAAUUUUAAAAUGCAGAAAUGCAACAAUAGGGUCAUUAAAUGUACUAUUCUGCUAUGCUGGUUUUUAUUAUUUACAUCGAUGAACUUUGUUAAAUUUUCAUUCAUUCCUUAAAACUUCUGAAGAAUUAAUAUUAAUCAUGUUCAUGGUUCAGUUUCUACAAACGUGUAAACUAAAGACACUAGCAUCUGAGUGCAUAUAGGAAGAGUGACGACACUGUCAAAAUUGGAACAAUGAUUAUUUGUCAGUGUCAUUCCAAACGAGUCAAAUCCAUAUAUUUUGAGAUGUUGUUUGUUCGUUUGGAAUAUCGCUGAUAGAUAAUUAUGACAGUUGUCUUCACUCUCCUUACAUACACUCUGACUAGUAUAACAAAGAGACGCCAUCUUAAUUCAGUGAAAACAAUUCAACUAGCAACCAAGCUACGGUUUACAAGCAACACUGCAAAUGUGCAAACCUCACAAAACUUGUUUGUUGUUAUUCUGAUUGUUUCUUUUAGCCAAAAUAAAAAUCUACUGCGACUUCUGGUUUCUCGACCAGCUAAAACAUGGUUUUAUCUGGAAUGGAAUUUCGCAGCAGCAAAACCACAUUAGAACAAGAACAAUAGGGAUCUUUAGGGGUGUGCGGGUUAAGGCAUAUUCUGAUGCAGAUUAGUACCGUGAGUUAAUAUCUCAGGUCUUUUUAAAUUUUUUGGCCCAAAACUAUUGAAAAAAACAUUUUUUAGUUUGUUUCCUUUUAGG